Molecule: messenger RNA, 396 nt
Organism: Carlito syrichta (Philippine tarsier)
Lineage: Eukaryota; Metazoa; Chordata; Mammalia; Primates; Tarsiidae
Product: angiotensin-converting enzyme-like
Exons: 3
Biological process (GO): proteolysis
Cellular component (GO): plasma membrane
Molecular function (GO): metallopeptidase activity; peptidyl-dipeptidase activity
Source: RefSeq, a predicted model, not a curated record
CCGCCCUCUCUUGUCUCAUCUGCGGACAGAAAGCGACAUCAACUACCUGCUAAAGAUGGCGCUGGAAAAAAUUGCCUUCCUGCCCUUUGGCUACUUGGUGGACCAGUGGCGCUGGGGGGUCUUCAGUGGGCGCACGCCCCCUUCCCGCUACAACUUCGACUGGUGGUACCUCCGAACCAAGUAUCAGGGGAUCUGCCCGCCCGUCCUCCGAAACGAAACCCACUUUGACGCGGGAGCUAAGUUUCAUGUCCCAAGCGUGACACCGUAUAUCAGGUACUUUGUGAGUUUUGUGCUGCAGUUCCAGUUCCACCAGGCCCUGUGCAGGGAGGCGGGUCACACUGGCCCGCUGCACCAGUGUGACAUCUACCAGUCCAAGCAGGCAGGCGCCAAGCUCCG